UAAGAUUAUAUACCUAUUCCCUAUACAAGCCAAGACAUUUAAUGACGUGUAUGAUGGAUACGAUGUCAUAGCGCAAGCAAGAACUGGUACGGGCAAGACACUAUCCUUUGCUCUGCCCUUGGUGGAAAAAUUGAAGGACAUACCCCGCAAGAGUGGACGUCCACCUACCGUGAUGGCACUCGCUCCCACAAGAGAACUAGCCAAGCAGGUGUGUGAGGAGUUUGAGGCCAUCAGCCCCUCCCUGACCACCUGCUGCAUUUAUGGGGGUGUGGCCUACUGGCCCCAAGAGUCAGCCCUUCGCAAGGGCAUUGAUGUGCUGGUGGGCACACCCGGACGUGUCCUGGACUAUGUGCGCAAGCGAACACUGGACCUGACACGGCUAAAGCAUGUGGUGCUUGAUGAGGUGGACCGCAUGCUAGACAUGGGCUUUGCCGAAUCAGUAGAAGAGAUUCUAUCAGCUGUAUACAGUGUCAGAGAUCCUAUUGACAGGGCCUCUUCAGCCAGUGAGGAGGAACACCCUACCAACCCCCAAACCUUGCUAUUCUCAGCCACUGUUCCGUCCUGGGUGCACAACACUGCUAGAAAGUACAUGAAGCAAGAACUGAGGAAGCAUGACCUGGUAGGGACACAAUCAGUGAAGACUGCCAAGAAUGUCAAGCAUUUGGCUAUCCGUUGCAACUACAGUGACCGCCCCAGCUUGAUCAAUGAUGUGAUUCGUGUCUACAGUGGGCUGAAUGGACGUAGCAUGAUCUUUUGUGAGACCAAAGUGGAAGCCAAUGAGCUGUCAAUGAACCCUGCCAUGAAGAUUGACGCUCAGGUUCUGCAUGGUGACAUCCAACAGCAGCAGCGAGAAAUUACAUUGAAGGGAUUCCGUGAGGGCAAGUUUCAGUGUCUUGUUACAACAGAUGUUGCAGCUCGAGGCCUUGACAUCCCUGAGGUGGAUCUAGUCAUUCAGUGCUCACCGCCAAGGGAUGUUGAUUCUUACAUCCAUCGUUCAGGGCGCACAGGCCGGGCAGGACGCUCAGGUAUCUGUGUGUGUUUCUAUAAGCCACAGGAAGAACAUGACAUCAGACGUGUGGAAAACCAGGCAGGCAUGAGGUUUACCAAGACAGCCCCUCCACAGCCUGAGGACAUUAUCAAAGCUAGUUCUGCAGAGGCUGCAAAAUCACUUGGGGCAGUCCCAGCAACUAUAGCAGAUUACUUCAGACUGGCAGCAAGGGAACUUCUAGAAGAGACCUCAGCCGAGGAAGCCUUAGCCACAGCUCUAGCAUACAUGUCAGGAGCCACAGAGCUCAAGACACGAUCCUUGAUCACUGCCCAACAGGGCCAAAUAACCUACCUCCUGAAGACCAAUUACAAGAUGUACUCUACCCAGGAUGCUAUACAGGCUUUAGGGUUUCAGCUGUCCAAAGACAUCAAGUCGGCUAUCCGAGAGGUGCGUGUCUGUAAGGACAUGAUGUCAGCAGCACUGGACAUCCCACAAAACUUGGAGAACAGACUGCUGAAACAAUGGCAAAAUUCACCAGACUGCUCCCUGACUUGUGCAACUGAGUUGCCUGACAUUAUCCCUUCAGGAGGGGCACGUGGAAGUAGCCGCUUUGGGGGUGGAGGAGGGACAAGGCGAUGGGGUGGGGGAGGUAGGGAUAGGAGAGGAGGGGGUAGAGGUGAUGGCAGGAGAAAUGGGGGUGGAAGCAGAAGUGGUCGACGAGGUGGGGCAGGUGGAAGACGGAGUGGGGGAAGGGGACACAGGAGGUAGAUCUUGUGAGGAAUGGACCCUUCAAGAAGCGGUUUUAGGAUUUGAUUUACCCUGUGCGUUUUACAUUAUUCAAAUACCUGUGACAGUUUGACCAUGGAGCUUAUUAAACACAAGUGAGCACAUACAGAGAUCAAAGGAUCAGUGAUGGCCACUGCCAGCACUGCAAGGACAAAUCAAACUACUUGCCGUGUGUUGGCUAUAAGGAAUGCUGGGAGUUGUGCUUGCAAAGGAUUGCAGGUACCGUGCUUGCCUGUCCGUAAACUUCCACAUGUUCAACAUGGCUGCCAUCGAGACGGAAACCACUGUCAUUGGAGACUUAAAAUUUUGAUAAUUUUAGUGAUUGUUCUGAAAUUCCAAUGAUAAUGAAAGACUGGUUACGUCUUUAUAUCUCCAAAAUGUCUCUCUUAACAAUAAAUAAAAUUAAUGACAAUCACAAAUUCUCCAAAAAUACAUGAGAAAAGUGAAAGAAUGUAACUAGUCCAGAGGAAAAUUAAAAAACAAGGACGAUUUGUUGUCCUUUCUGUCAUUGUCCCCAACUGUCUCGGCAUGAAACCUUGCAAACACAUUCGUGCGGUAUGUUUCAACGUUUUAACCCUAGGAACCACUAGGAUUUCAAAUUAUGAUUAAAAUAUUGCAGUUCACGUUUUGGGUAUAUGUUCUCUACAGUGGGAACCGCAAAACUUCAUAACUGACUUUGGAAAGUAUGAUUUUUACCAAAUGAUCACCGCUGAUUCAGAAUUCAGAAAGAAGUGCUAUUGUAGAGAAUUACGCAUCUUCUUUGUGCAUGUAUAUCUGUUCCACCAGUUAUUUACUCCAGUAGGCAGGAGCAAAACACGGGGAGUCUGUGGGUUACCAGCAAGCCGACGGUGAUGAUCACUGUGUACAAGGAAUGUCUAGGGUCAUCAACACUAUGGCUGGUACAUGUAACUGCAAUUUGUCUAUGGAGCUGACGAGAGCGGUUAAUCAGAUUACGAUGUGUGGGCACUUUUUCUAACUCCGUGUGUUUAAUAGCUCCAUGGUAUGAGUAACCCAUCGGUUGUAGUUGUUUGCAGAAAUAAAGCAACCAAUCAAAUCAAGGGUAGUGUGGUAUGGUACACGUACCGUUCCCUUUCCUAAUUUUCCUAACUGUAUUUUGGAUCACUAAGCAGGCAAGCAGUGAGUGCUUGUAAGUAGUAGGCAACGGGUGGGGUUAUCUUCCACUUCAACACACAGCAUAAUGUGAAGUUUCAUAUAUUGGAUUCAAGUAAUGGCACAUUUGCUCAGUGUUGUAUCAAAGUGAACUGAAAAUUGUACACAUUUUCAGAAAAAGAAUGGAGAAAAUAACACAUACCCUUGGAUUGUCCCAAAAUCGCAUGGAAAUUGUGUUUGGAUUCAAAUUUAAGUCUAUAUUAUGAGGAAUCCAAAGUACAUCAAUAUUCCAACCUGCUGGGAACGAAUCCUUUAUAAAGUUUUAUAAUAAUAAUAAAUUUUUCUGGAAUUUCUUAGUUUUUGUUGUUAGAAAUAAAUAUUUAUUUACUUGGAGAUCUUUCCAAUUUUAGUUGCUUUUAGUAGUUGCUUUAUAGGUGUUUAGUUUACAUGUAUUUUCCUCGUGGUGUUCAUACAUUUUUUUUAUUGUCAUUAGAUUAUUGGUUAAUGUUUGUUGUACUCAAUACGUAACAAUUACCAUUUAUCAAAAAUGGUGUUCAAGGAAACGAUAUGAAAUAAUCAUUGUGUUGGUGUUGCCCAACCCUCCAAGAUUUGCAACCACUGUCAUGCACAAGGGAUCCUUGUGAUCUGGGGAAGACAACAUGCAUAGACGCAUAAAACUAUAGAGGGCAAGAGAAAAAGUGUGUCAAAAUGCAUCAGGCAAUAAGCCAUUCCACAUGGAUGUGUAUUUAUCUCUUUCAGACUCUUUGUAUGAAUGGAAAAAUGUUUUGAAGGGAUUUUAGUUCAAAAGUAUUACAUUCAUAUUUUAAAUUCUAUGAUGUGGUUCGUGCUUCAAUUAUAAAAUGAAAUAAAUAUCGUAAUACUCUACAUUGUUGGGAUGAAAAUAUAACAUGUACCUCUGAAUAAAAAAAAACAGUUGAAAAA
Molecule: messenger RNA, 3826 nt
Organism: Acanthaster planci (crown-of-thorns starfish)
Lineage: Eukaryota; Metazoa; Echinodermata; Asteroidea; Valvatida; Acanthasteridae
Product: nucleolar RNA helicase 2-like
Molecular function (GO): ATP binding; RNA binding; RNA helicase activity
Source: RefSeq, a predicted model, not a curated record